GGUAGCGUUCACCGACUACAAUUUUGCGCUACGUGCGCGCAAAUAUAGUAGAUUUAUAUGCAAUCUAAAAGCUGUUUUGGGGCAAAUAAAUUAAUGAUAAAUCGGCGCGUGGCUUCCAAACUCUGCAACCGUGCGCUAAAUACACACAACAAGCGGAAAUGUCCUCUCAGCCGCAUUACUAGCUGAGGGUUAAUGGCAGUAGGCGGGUAAACUUCCUUCUAGUUUCAGUCUGUCAGUCGGGGACAGUCAGCAGCAGCAGCAGCAGCGGCCCUGUAACAACACGUCGACAUGCCGUCUCUCAGAGAGUCGCUUGAAUCCGGACUGGACUUCAUUGAAUUUCUGGGAGACAGAAUAUCCAGCAGCUUUACAAAAAAUGAACUCCGACACAUCUAUAACUCUGAGUUUAAGGGCAGAGAAGGAAUUAAAGAUGCAAACUUCUCCAAUGUUAUCUAUGCUUUGCUGAAAUUCAACAAAGCCCACAUAAGACAGGGGAAAAUCUACAUAAGCGUCAAGCCCGAGGUCCGAGUGUACUGUGACCAGUGGAGGAGGCCCCGGGCCCCUCAGCCACACACCUCUGGUCCUGAGAAACCUCCACCCUCCUCCUCCUCCUCCUCCACCCCGGCCACCCCUGUGAUCCCUGUACUUACUCCAAAGAGGAAGCUGGCUACAGAAAUCAUUCGCAAGCUGAAGGCCAACAGGAAGGACCUGACGGCUGACAAAGGGGGCGUUGAGAUCACCUCAGAGCCUGCGGCGACCGGUGGAAAGGUUCAGUUCACUGUGGCCUGUCUGAAGGAGCUGUUCGUUGUCAGGUUUCACAUCGAAAACAAGGGCCCGGACUGCGUCCACUUCACCUACUACACUGCCCUGCAUCGCAUGCGCUGCUUCACCUUGGAGGAUGAGAGGAGAGUGACCAGAGCCUGUCCGCUGUACCUCUGUCCUGGAGAAAGCUACGAAGUUGUGGUUCGGUAUGUGCUCAACCACUAUGGGUAUUUCCCUGCCACCAUGUACUUUGAGUUCUGCCCGGAUCUGCCUGGAUCGGCCCCUUUCUGCAUCGUCAGGGAGAUGGAAGCUGCAGCCCAGACGCCGCUGGGUGUGGAGCUGGGGCCCGUGUCUCCUUAUAAACCUUUUCGGGUGGUCACGCGCAGGCUUGUUGACACUGUGGUAGUGGAGGGAGUGCCACCUGAGAGUUCUUUUGCCCAGCCGCUAAAGAUGACGGUGAGAUUAGGGGACUACAGGUACCCUACUUACCUGAAGGAACUGGCUGACCGAAGGAUGGAGGACUCCGACUACCUCUCUCCAGCUGCCAGACAGAAAGCUGCAUCAGUGAGGGGUCUCCUCAACUGUGCCUUAAACAUGAAGAACUACUCCCACCGAUUUCACCUCCUGCUGCACCUGGAGGAGAUACAGAUGGAGGUGGACAUCAGGAAGUAUGACCUCCGAGGUCAAACCAUGACACGAGACCAGGGGAAACUCCUCACGCUCAAAGUCCCUGGUGUUGCUGAGAAUCGUCCGUCCGUACUUCGAGGAGAUUGUCUGAGGGUGUCCAAAUCUGAGGACACUGUCGAGCCGAUCACUGUGUACACUGGAUACGUCCACAGAGUGGAGCUGGACAGGGUGAAGCUGGGCUUCUCCAGAAGGUUGUUGGAGACUUUCAUCAGCAACAUGAAGUUCGACGUGGAGUUUACUCUCAACCGCUUCCCUCUGAAGCUGCAGCAUCGAGCCGUGGACCUGGCUGUGAAGCAUCAGCUUGGAGAGGUGCUGUUCCCGUCUGGUGCGGCAGUGACUAGUGUUCCCAUGCCUAAACUCAGGAUGUUCAACCGUCAGCUGGAAGGAAACCCAGAACAACACGCCGCUGUCCUGCGGAUCGUGGCCGGUGCGUCAAAGCCUGCUCCUCAUCUCGUGUUCGGGCCUCCUGGAACCGGAAAGACAAUCACUCUGGUCGAAGCCAUGAAUCAGGUCAGCAGGAAAGAUCCGUCAGCCCACAUCCUCGCCUGUGCGCCGUCCAACAGUGCCUGUGACUUGCUCUGCGAGAGGCUGAUGGUACACAUGGAUCCUUAUCAGGUUUACCGUGUGUACGCCAACAGCCGAGACCCGAGUACCGUCCCCAAGAACUUAAGGAAAUACAGUAACUGGGAUGCGACACAAGAGGGCUUUGUGUGUCCAGAGAAAGAAAUUCUGAUGAAAUACACAAUCAUAGUUACAACUAUGGUCACAGCUGGCAGACUCGUGUCUGGAGGGAUCCCAGUUGGCCACUUUUCACACGUGUUUGUAGAUGAAGGAGGCCAGGCCGUGGAGCCCGAGUGCAUCAUUGCUAUUGCAGGUCUCCUCAGCGUAGAGAAGGGUCAGUUGGUGCUGGCAGGAGAUCCAAAGCAGCUGGGACCAAUCCUCCGAUCUCCUCUCGCGUUGCAGCACGGACUCGGACUGUCUCUGCUGGAGAGGCUGAUGAAACACAACUCUUUGUAUCAGAAAAGCACCGACUCCGGACAUUUUGACACCCGCUUCGUCACCAAACUGCUAAGAAACUACAGGUCUCACGCAGCCAUUCUGAAAAUCCCCAAUGAGCUCUUCUAUGAGAAUGAAUUGCAGGUCUUUGCUGACCAGUGGGAGCGCGAGACCUACUGUCAAUGGGAACACCUUCCCAAAAAGGGCUUCCCAUUGAUCUUCCACGGAGUGAUGGGGAAAGAUGAGAGAGAGGCCAACAGUCCGUCUUUCUUCAACGUCUCGGAGAUUGAGGUCCUGAUCGAUUACCUCACCAAGCUGAUGGAAACCCAAGGAAAGAAGGGGCUCCCGAAGCUCUCCGCAAAAGACAUCGGCAUAAUCGCCCCGUACAGGAAGCAGGUGGAGAAAAUCCAAAAGGCCCUGAAGUCUGUCUCAGCCCUGAGUCGGUGGAACGAUCUCAAAGAGCUCAAGGUGGGCUCCGUGGAGGAGUUCCAGGGACAAGAGAGGAAGAUCAUCAUGGUCUCUACCGUCCGUAGCAGCAUCAACUACGUCAAGAUGGACCAAGACUUCAAUAUCGGAUUCCUUUCAAAUGAAAAGAGGUUCAAUGUGGCCAUGACGAGAGCCAGGUCUCUGCUCAUAGUCGUGGGAAACCCUGUGAUCCUCAACAAGGACCCCACCUGGGAGAAGUUCAUCAGCUACUGUGUGAAGGAGAAAGGCUACACUGGAUUUGACUUCAGAGACGCAGAAGGAGAGGAAGAAAUCGUGUCAAGACUGGCAACCCUGAAGAUCAGCGUUGCUUCUGAAUGUCCUGCACCAGAGGAGAGUGCCCUCCAGCAGCAUGUGGACCCAGGAUGGAAGAACGAGCAUUAACAUGGCCUUUAGACACAACUGUGACAUCGUGACAACAUCAUUACAUUACAGUACAUAAGACAGUCUCAGCCUAAGUCUCAGCUUAAAUAUAAUUUAAGAAAAUAUACUUUUCUAUAAACUUCUGUCAGGGCAGUUUGUAUAUUUUGGUGCAGUGAACUGAGCUCGAUUACGAUACCAAAAAGAAACUGUAAAUCUUAAUCACCAUACGUCUUACUGCUGUUCUCACAGAUCAAGAUCUAUUAGCUUCUUUCCAAUAAAAGACUGUAAAAAACUUUGAUUUAAAUCCCAUUCUGUGGUACAUCAUGACUGACCUCACCUGUUUCAUCAUCAUCACCUUCUAAAUGUUUAAAAAAGAAAAAAAAAACAUCACGUUUCUUUAAGAAUUGACAAGGAAGCUCAUCUGUCUCAUCUCAAAAAUAGUUUAUUAACAAUGUUCAUGUUCAGGUCGAACAUUCACUACAACACUCUCCGUUUACAAAGCAUUAUAACAAUGAGCUUUUAUAUAAAUCUGGAUACUUUAUAAGUUCAAAUAAUUCCAGAGAAAGAAAGGAGAAAAAAAAAAUACGUUACACAACAGUAGCUGAGCAGAAGCUGUUCCCAAAGAGUUUUUGUGCACAUUGAACACUUGUGUUUUUCUCAUGCAUGCAUCACCAUUGUUUAUAGACACUAUUUUGACUUAGCGGGGCGUUAUCUGCAUACACAUUAACGGCAGAACAGCACAUGCUCCGAGUGAGACCUUCAACACCGGACCUGCUCUGUGGGAAUGCUUUCAUUAUCGCGCCGUCCUUCCAGCUACUCCACGAUCUGCUGACAUCUUAAUUCCCGAAGAAUUCCUUGGCACUGAGCCCGUCAAGACCCGUGAACAUCAUGCCGUGACUAACACAAGGCCUAUGUUUUCAUUGAUAAAAAUUUGUAAAGAAAUAUCUGUUCAGUGUGCUUUUAGUCUACAAAAAAAUCCAUGGUUAAAGUAAAGAUCCCCCCCCCCCAAAGGUUUGAGGUAACAAUAUUAAGAUGGUGCUUGUGAACUGUGCUUCCUAAACUAAACGGAAAAUGCUGAUGAGCUGAAGAAUUAAUAAUUUCACCCUCUCCGCCGGCUCGCUCAGUUAAAUGAUUAGAACGGACUCUGUUUGCUUUGCCAGCAGAGGGCUUUCAUUACACACGGCAUUACGACUGAGCAUCCAGUCCCGGCCAGCUGGUGCAUUUGCAGCCUUCACGUUUCGAGAACGUUGCCACGUAACAUCAAAGACGCUGUUUGGCCACAGGUGUUUCAAAAACCCAAACUCCAUCCCACCGAGCAGACAUGCAAAGCACAUGAAUGAGCGACAGAGGCGCAGAGAAGGAAUGAUGUGAACAGAGUGUCUGAGGACAGCCGCCGCGCCUUUUCGAGCCAUUAUAAUGUCAGGUCACAAUCGAGCGCUCCGAAAGGACGCGUGGGCCAACACUCGGGGGUGGCGGACGGUCCCUGACAUUUGAGAAAAAAAAUAAAAAAGCCAGCACAUCUCAGUGCACACCUUUGAUGGUCCACUUUGAUUCACACGUGUUGAAGUUUCUUGCCAACGAGACAAAUGAGCCAACUUCUGUCGUAUUAGAUUUACAUAAUUUCUGGCAGAAUCACACGGCUCAAAAUUAAAUAUUCGUGGCUGCUGACGGAUGCUUUCCUAGCAAGUCUGAGGAUCACCAUUUUGGGAUUUGCCCGUGAUCCAUUCUUGAAAACUCCACCAUGUAAACUGAUGUAAUCGUCUACCAGCGUAAUGGAGAUAAGGCUGCAUUCAGAGACAUAAUCUUUACGCCGUGAUGGCAUUCACUUCAGCAAACUAAUGACGUCCUCUGUCUUUUCAAGCCCUGUCAGGUUGGUCAUGCAGCGGCCGGUCCAUCUGGUCUAUGGGAGGGGAGGGGGGAGAGGGAGGAGGGGGACAACCAAAGGCACGCCAGAACACAGAAGGCACCACGGAAAAACUAACUCCUCACACACAUCUCAGGUCCUCUCAGACACGCAAAGCAUGCCGUCUGACCGGUAGCCUCCACACGCAAAUAUCAGGCCGACAGCCCCGACGAGACACGCUUUCCCCUGACUGGGCGAACCAGUUCCGACGCAGAUUCAGACGGCGGGUGUGACCGGCUCGCUUGUGCUGUAGCAAAAUAAAGAGUUGACUCAUAGCAGUCACUCAUAAUAGUCGCUCACUAUAAACAAACAAGGGAGGUUUCACCAUGGGAUUUCUGUUUCAGCUACGUCAUCCCCCCGUUGGUCCUAACAGCUAUUGUGCAUAGUUGAGUCAUAUUCUUCCAUCUAGGACCACUGCACAGAUCAGCAGCAAUGACGGGUUCAUGCGAGUAAUCUCGCAGAGAGGACAGGGAGCUCCGUCCUCCGUUGUUACCAUUUACCACAUCACAGCAACGCCCCGUCUCUGUCCUCAAUAUGUGACCGUGGCUGGACUGACUGUGGAGGAUGUACAGGGACGGCUGAUGUUUCAUGCGGGUAAAAAGACAUGACACCAGGUUGCGCUUGACAAGUUGUCACCAACACUGAAGGCCUUACUUACGGCUUCGCUCAGGUUUCACAGCGGCCGCGCUGUGUAAACCGAGCUACGGCACAACGGAGAGGUCGACAAGUGAAAUGUUAGCUGGCAGACGAACACAAGACGGACACGGCGGCGUAGAAACUUAAAAA
Molecule: messenger RNA, 5977 nt
Organism: Mugil cephalus (flathead mullet)
Lineage: Eukaryota; Metazoa; Chordata; Actinopteri; Mugiliformes; Mugilidae
Gene: mov10a
Product: Mov10 RISC complex RNA helicase a
Exons: 22
Coding region: 289-3309 (1006 amino acids)
Molecular function (GO): RNA binding; 5'-3' RNA helicase activity
Source: RefSeq, a predicted model, not a curated record